Molecule: messenger RNA, 1571 nt
Organism: Strongylus vulgaris
Lineage: Eukaryota; Metazoa; Nematoda; Chromadorea; Rhabditida; Strongylidae
Source: the annotation of a GenBank genome assembly
AUGGACGAGGAUGGAGACGAUUUUGACUAUGACACUGCACCAGAAAGCAACAAGAAGUACACCAUAUUUUGGAUUGAUGGUGGAGCUAACAUGUUCAAAGGUGGAGAUGAUUGCGAUUUCAAAAGAGCGAUCAAAGCAGUGUUCAAUCAGUUGCUGAAAAUAGGCUGCUCUGGCUCACGAACUCAUCGUUAUGGACUUUUUGUCGCGAAUACGGCUAAAUCUGAAACCAAAAUUCCAAAUGCAGUAAAGCACUGUGUUGAGUGGUUUGACUUAAAAGUACGGUCCGAUCAUGAAUCAGGCGAGGAUCAGCGACGCGUAUGUGCUCUGAAAGAAUUCAUAGAUGAAGACAAUGUCGAGAAGGCUUUUGCUAAACGUUUCGAAGGACAUUCCAAAUGUGAUCUAUCGACGCUCCUUUGACAAGGCGUGUCUCAACGGCAGCAAACCAUCGUGUACAUCACCAAUGACACCAACCCAUUUGAGGAAAAUUGGGCUACCCAAUUUGAGGGUUAUUUUACCAGAAUGAAGAAAGGAGUGAAUUCGUUCCGUCAUCAGAAGGGGAAACGAACCAUGGGAGAAUUUUCCGUAGUGCUGCUAAGAAAAGAAGAUGAGGACGAUGACGAAGCUUACGAGAAAGAUACGAGGGUUUGGCGACAACUUGACCCAAAUAUUGGCGCGAGCAGCACUAUUGAAGACCUUGAAACUCAGGUUUUCCAAAAGACAUUUUCACUCAGAGCUUUUAGCAACAUAUCAUUCGAAUUGGGUCCUGGAGUAAAAUUUAGCGUGGCUGUUUAUGCAUUAGCAAGCGAGGCUCGUCCUCCUGCAAAGGAAUAUGUUGACUAUGAUACGGAGGCUCCCGUAGAGAAACGGCAAGUAUGGCUACCAAAAGAUGAAGAGCAAAGCCAAAGCUUCACGCGAAGUCAUGGCCCACAAGUCAAAGAAGAGGUAGAUUCACAGACUGAUGUGCUGGAAGAUACAAAAUGGCUAGAAGAAGAAAUCGAUAACCGGACGCGCGUUAAAUUCGAGUUGAAGAAGGCAAUCAAAAUUGGUGGAGAAUGCAUAGUCAGCGAACAGAGUGAAAUUGAAGAGUUGGGUAGAUUUGAUGCGAAAGGAAUUGUUCUUCUUGGAUUCAGGCCAAUAUCCGAGGUUAACCUUAUGAAUCAUAUCCAGCCAUCCCGAUUUAUAUAUCCCGAUGAAAGUAAUGUUCUUGGCUCUGCCUGCCUCUAUCGUGCUUUAUUAGAACGUUGCUGGGAAAGAAAGAUGGCUAUGAUUUGUCGCUUCUGUUCACGCGCCAACCAAAAAGUGCGUCUAGUCGCACUUGUACCGCAUAUGUCCCAUAAAACCGAAAGCAGGACGGAUACUAUCCGUGACUACGAUUUCGAUGGAUUCCAUGUGGUUUUCCUACCUUUCGCCGAAGAUGUGCGAGAUGUUUCGGAAAAGAUGAAGUGUCCUCAGGGCGAAUGGCCGCAUCCAUCUAAAUCCGAUGUCCAUGUUGCUUCAGCCUUUGUGAAGAAGCUGACUGGUUCAUACAAUCCGUCACAAUACGAAAAUCCAAGUGAGUACGCAUUAUGAAA